UAGAGUGGAACGGAUGUUGUACCAGGAAAAAUAACAAAGAUGGCGGCGCCCUCUGAAAACAUGUUGGAUUUUGAAACAGAACUAAAUGAAAUGAGUGGAGGAGCUUUCACUCAGAACCACUUACAAAUUAUUCAAAAUUUGACGAAGGCGUUUCGAGAGCAGGACUUUAGAGCCAACGCGGAGAAAACGGUCUUCCAGAAUCUGGUGAAGGUUUUGACGCAGUUGUCCGAUGAGAUUCGUGCUUUGGACCAGCAGAGCCCUGCCGCAGAGUCGAUGCGCCUGCGUCUGCAGCUGACGGCAGAAUGCUUCAGAAGCCAACGCAACGCUGCGGUGCAAUGCGCCCGCAACCAGUGCCUCAUGAGGGACCUGGGAUUCAUCCCGGUUUCGCUCACAGUCCUGGAGGCGCUGCCCGGCCUGCAGGUGGAGAACGCGGCCUGGCCAAUCGAGGCUCUGCGCUGUGGGAUCCAGUUCCUUGGAAACCUCGCCGUAGGAAACCAGGUUUGCAAAGAUGACAUCUGGAAGCACUGUUUUCCACGUCUCUUCUUCGCUACGCAAAGACCAGCUGACCACGGACGAAGACGGCCGCGUAGCUCCAUGGUGUCUACACUGCUGGACGGCACAAGUGCAGCAUGUGUGCAGAACCGGGAGCAUCAGGAGCUGGCCAUGAGGGUCAUCAGCCUGUGCCAGAGGCAGCCCGAGCUGGACUGGGCGGUUCUGAUCGUCACACAGCACUUCCUGAAGUCCUCGGCGCUGGUGGAGACGAUGUUUGUGGGGCUGGAGCAUCAGGAAAGAGUGACCCUGCUGGAGCUGAUCACGGCCCAGCUGGGCGAGGAGGAGGAGGGGGCGGUGGAGGGGUGCCGCGUGCCCCCCAGGCUGGCUCGCUUCCUGGCCUCCCAUUUCCAGGAGCGCUGCAAGGUGGUGCUGUCCUUGGCCUCCCAGUCCGCGCCCGACGAGGAGGCCCUGACGGUGAUGCGGCUCUUGGACCUUCUCUGUGAGAUGACCUCCGACCACAAGAAAUUAAUGUUCCUGCAGGAUCACCCAGAUCUUCUGGAAACCACCGUCGAGCUCCUGAGGGAGGUGCACGCCGUGGGCAAGGCGAGCCGCAACGUCUUCACCGUGGUGCAGGACUUCUCCGCGGGCGGCGCCGGCCCCGCCUCCCACCCCGCCGUCAGCUUCAAGGCCCACCUGGUGCGCCUGAUUGGCAACCUCUGCCACGCCCACACCGACAACCAGAACAAGGUGAGAGAGAUGGAUGGCCUCGCUCUCAUUCUAGAUAACUGCAACAUCGACAGCAACAACCCCUUCAUCAGCCAAUGGGCCGUCUUCGCCAUCCGGAUCCUGCUGGAGCACAACCGGGAGAACCAGGAAAUGGUGCGGGCCCUGGAGCGGCGGGGCGUGGCGGACGACUCCUCCCUGAGGGACAUGGGCUUUCGGCUGGAGGAGAGGGACGGGACGCUCCUGCUGAAGCCCCUCCGCAGGGACCACUGACCACCCCCCCCGCUCCCCCCCCAUCCGCCCCGCCACCGCAACCCCUGUGUGGGCCCACGGCAGCACCAGUGGCAGCGGAAUGCAAAAGAACGCGACGCGUUUCCCUCACACACGCUCUUAUCGAGUGUGGCGUCGUCUUCAGAGGAUUGGUUCGAGUGAUGAUUGGCUGAUAUCGAUGUUUCCCUGGCGACUCGUUGAUGCUGGGGGAUGGACAGAGCUCUGCUGGAAACCUCCUCUUCUACAGGACAUGCUCAGAACUUCACUCUUUUAAGCAUGGGGGAAUACAGGAAGAUUAACUGAAAUUGAAUCCACCUGAAAGGAUGAUUUGUGGUCCAGUUUCCUGUAUUUCAACCAAUUAAAAGUGGCAGUAUUUACAUGG
This is a messenger RNA of Anguilla rostrata (American eel), 1867 nucleotides long. RefSeq names its product ataxin 10 (gene atxn10). Lineage: Eukaryota; Metazoa; Chordata; Actinopteri; Anguilliformes; Anguillidae. Bases 40 to 1488 code for a protein of 482 amino acids. The transcript is spliced from 13 exons. The record is from RefSeq and is a predicted model, not a curated record. Gene Ontology annotation, biological process: neuron projection development. Gene Ontology annotation, cellular component: cytosol.